Messenger RNA from Pogoniulus pusillus (Red-fronted tinkerbird), 471 nucleotides. It is a transcript of the gene TEX36, whose product is annotated as testis expressed 36. The coding region runs from base 1 to 471 and encodes 156 amino acids. The record is from RefSeq and is a predicted model, not a curated record. The transcript is spliced from 4 exons. NCBI's taxonomy places the organism in Eukaryota, Metazoa, Chordata, Aves, Piciformes, Lybiidae.
AUGGAGAUGUUUGCUCAUGUUGGAGCAUUCCAGGGUCAAUUUGAGUCAACAACAAGCUCUGCACUAAAACAGGUCCACGACUUAGAAGCAGCUCAGUAUAUUGAGGAGAGACUGUUGCCAGCAUACAGAGUUCGGGAGCAGAGAGCAGUGAACAACAAUUUCCCUUUUUCUUCUCAUGACAACAGACACUGUCUACGCAACUUUGGAGAGUAUUUUGAUUCUGGUAUGGGUCGGAGGAAGGUGAAACCAGAAAGACAGCAACAGAGCUCACAGAACUUCCAGCUACAGGCUCAUGGAGCAGUUCCUAGCAGCAAGGAUGGCUUAACCAUUUAUCAGACAUCAUUUGUGAAAAAUCCAAAAGCUGAGGGUCCGUUUUAUCGGCGGUAUCCAAAACACCACUCAGAAAAAUGGUGCAGUGGCAAACAUGCUCCUGAGAGUGAAAAAAAGCUGCAGCCAAACAAGUCACCUUGA